UAGGUGGGGACGAACUGAAGCUUAGUAUCUCUGUUUCAUCUUGUUUCGGAGUUUCAGCAAUGGUUCCUCAAGCUUUGUCAGUGCCCGCCAGCGCCAGCUUCACUAUAGCUUCUCGCUCCAGAACUCCCUCCCACGUUGUAUUUUCUCACAGAAACCCCUCUUCGGUAGCUUCUUCUUUUCAAAGCCCAUAUGGCAAUUCAUCAGAAGUUGGGUUAUCAAGUAAAAUUGGGGGCUUUCCUUUAAAAUUUGAUGAGAAAAGUAUCCAUGGUGCAAGCACAAGUUAUGGUGCAAUUGAGGCCAGUAAGGGGAAUCCAUCAAUAACACCAGCAGUGAUGACUCCCGGAGGACCUCUUGAUCUGUCAUCUGUUUUGUUCAGGAAUCGUAUAAUAUUCAUAGGGCAGCCAGUUAAUGCACAAGUGGCUCAAAGGGUUAUAUCACAACUUGUGACUCUUGCUACUAUUGAUGAAAAAUCAGAUAUACUGGUAUAUAUAAAUUGCCCUGGUGGAAGCACCUAUUCAGUAUUGGCAGUCUAUGAUUGCAUGUCUUGGAUUAAGCCCAAGGUUGGUACCGUGUGUUUUGGAGUAGCUGCAAGCCAAGGAGCUCUUCUCCUUGCUGGAGGAGAGAAGGGAAUGCGCUAUGCGAUGCCAAAUGCUCGCAUUAUGAUACAUCAACCACAGAGUGGAUGUGGGGGUCAUGUCGAGGAUGUCAGACGCCAAGUGAAUGAAGCUGUACAAUCUCGCCAUAAAAUUGACAAGAUGUAUAGUGCUUUUACGGGGCAGCCAUUGGAAAAGGUGCAGCAGUACACAGAAAGGGACCGUUUUCUGUCUGUUUCUGAGGCUUUGGAGUUUGGUCUUAUUGAUGGUGUCCUGGAAACAGAGUAUUAAUCACAAAUUAUUUGCAGGAUAUAAAUCUUAAAGUGGUUGAAAAUGUUAAUUUCUGUCAGAUUGAUAUUGUAGAGUUUCAUUAAUUAAUGAUAAUUUGCGAAUGUUGAGAAUUAUAUAUAUAUUUUUUAGUUCCCCGUAGUUGCUAUUAUUGAAAAUUACUUCCAUGGAAUGGUUUGA
Molecule: messenger RNA, 1061 nt
Organism: Vigna radiata var. radiata (mung bean)
Lineage: Eukaryota; Viridiplantae; Streptophyta; Magnoliopsida; Fabales; Fabaceae
Product: ATP-dependent Clp protease proteolytic subunit 6, chloroplastic
Exons: 9
Coding region: 60-884 (274 amino acids)
Biological process (GO): protein quality control for misfolded or incompletely synthesized proteins
Cellular component (GO): endopeptidase Clp complex
Molecular function (GO): ATP-dependent peptidase activity; ATPase binding; serine-type endopeptidase activity
Source: RefSeq, a predicted model, not a curated record